Acomys russatus (golden spiny mouse) is the source of this 1444-nucleotide messenger RNA. Its product is annotated as protein FAM156A/FAM156B-like. The record is from RefSeq and is a predicted model, not a curated record. NCBI's taxonomy places the organism in Eukaryota, Metazoa, Chordata, Mammalia, Rodentia, Muridae. Gene Ontology annotation, cellular component: nucleus. The transcript has 5 exons. Bases 825 to 1418 code for a protein of 197 amino acids. Gene Ontology annotation, biological process: epigenetic programing of female pronucleus.
UGUAGCCCAAGCCUUUCUCAGGGUGAGCUUUUUAUUUUAAGCAUGGAAGCCAUGUUCUGGGUUGAUAUACUUAACAAGAACAGUUAGCCAGAAGCAGAACUACAAAAGCUAAAAAAGCACAUUUAGAGACUUUCCCAAAACUAUGAACUUGGAUGGAUUAGGCCUUUGUUUUAGUUUUGGCAGGUGGUGCUGUCUACAUACUGAGUUUCCUGGCCUGAAUGGUACUUCCAUCAUGGAGUCAGUGGUGCUACAGCCUGGGGCCCUGCUGUAGUCUCUUCAGCAUAUAUUAGAAUUCUGAAGAAGUGGACUCUAAUGCCAGUGAGGAAGUGAACUUGCUAAUGAGAAUGAAGGAAUAGUUGAAAAAAAAAAUGACCUUACAGAGAACUGAAAUAGAUAAUAGCUGGGGUGCCAAGGUGGGCCCAUAAGAAAAAUCCCAGUUUGAAAAGCAAAGGCAAUGAGCAGUAAAAACAUCUUUGGGGAGAUGGCCCAGUUGGUCAAAAUCUUUGUUAUUCAUGAGGACUUGAGUUCAGAUUACCAGCGCACACUCAUGUAAAGCCUGGCAUUGUGGCAUGUGUGUAAAGUGAAGGUGUGACCGCUUCAAGGAAAAGGAAAAGAGAUGGUGAUGAGGAAGACAACCAGCAUUCCCCUCAUUCAAAGAGGAGUAAGGAGGACCAGGCCUUCCAGGACGCCCAUGCAAUAGAGUCUGGAUUUUCCUGGCUGCACACAUUCCUUCCCGCUAUCGCCUAGUUAUUGCACAAGCCUCCACCUUCACUUUUUCUCCUGGAACCAGGGCUCAGUGUGGUGUCCAGCUCAGACUAGACCCCAUGGAGCCACUGCAGAAAUGGGAUCCGAUGUCGAUUUCCGUGCCCUCCCGCAUGGCCGCUGUGAAGAGCUCCCAAGAGGCCUCGGCAGCCCCUCAGCCUUCCUCCUCAGAGAAGCUAAGCUUGGGCCUCGGUGGCCUGAACCUCAGCCGUGGCCCUGGCUCAGGUGUCCCUGCCCCUCUGUCAGAGGGGCUGCUCCAGCAGCAGGCCCGGGAGAAGAAGGCCCUGUGGCAGCAGUACUGGGAAAAGCAGGGCUUUCCUCAGAGGAAGAAAGUCUUCCUGAGGCACUCUAGACGCUGGCAUCGGGAUCACAUGGCACCUUAUCUGCUUGAAAGGGAUGUCAGAGGCCAGAAUCCGCUCCGAUGCCAGGGCCACGUGCCGAAUAUUGCAGGUGCGAGUGGAGAGAGGAAUGCGGCCCCCAACCCUCCCUCUUGGGAAACGCUGGUGCAGGGCCUCAGCGGCCUCACCCUCAGCCUGGGAGCCAACAGACCCGGCCCCCUGCCAGAGGGGCCUCGGCAGCAGCAGGAGCCAGAGGAGAUGUGCCAGCUGGAGAGGCCGCAGGAAGGCAUGAGGAUGUUCCAGAGGAUGCUCAAGUAGAGCAGCAUGGAAGCAGGCUGAGGAGC